This is a messenger RNA of Diatraea saccharalis (sugarcane borer), 3933 nucleotides long. NCBI's taxonomy places the organism in Eukaryota, Metazoa, Arthropoda, Insecta, Lepidoptera, Crambidae. The record is from the annotation of a GenBank genome assembly.
AUGGACACACUAGACGCUAAAAUACGGUAUACCAUCGAUAGUGGAGAACCCGAUUUCUGGGAGAAGUAUUUCGCGAUAGAUGUAAAUAGUGGCGCAGUGAGACAACUACUGCCAGUAGACACUAGUAUUGCGAAGAGGUUCCAGUUGGUUAUAAGGGCUGAAGAAGUAACCGAAGCAAAGAGAUUCACCACCGCCAAGCUAACGAUAACAGUGAGACCGGUAGACGCUAAUCCUCCCGAAGUACAAGUGUCAUCAGACGAGGGUCAAGUGGAAGAGAACUCGCCUAAAGGAACCAAGGUGUUGGAUUCCAACGGGAUGCCUAUUAAGCUGAGCGUUACCGACGCAGACUUGGGUCCAGGUGAUCCCAUACCGAGUUACACCUUCGAGCUGACCACGAACUUCUUUGACAUCGACAACGAUGGUAAUCUCGUCGUCAGCGAUGAAAAUCUCGAUCGGGAUCAACCCAACCUGGGCAAAUUUAGAUUUCAGGUGGUGGCGAGAGAAGCGAAUGGCGGCGCCGCUUCUGCGCCAUUAUCUUUGGCAGUACAACUGUUGGAUCAAAACGAUAACGCGCCAGUCAUACCGAAGACCCAACCAAUCACAGUGCCCGCCAGUUUGGAACCUACUUCAGUUUAUAAGGUGGAGGCGACGGACAUUGACGAGGGUGAGAACGCACGUAUAACGUACAACAUCUACCACGUGUCUAACAAUGGUGGCAACAAGUUCACUAUAGAUCCUAACACCGGCGUCAUAUCUAGCACCGGUCGAUUGCAAGCUGGCGAACAAUAUAGUGUCACAGUUCGUGCGACAGACGCUAAAGGGCUCAGCUCUCAGGGCAUCGUGGAAUUAUCAGUAGCGCCCGGACCAAAUACUAGGCCUCCACAGUUCUCGUCCAGGGAUUAUUACGCACCGGUAUCAGAGGGAGCUGCUAUCAACUCGACGGUUACUACAGUUACGGCUAAAGAUCCCGAGAACGAACCUGUGACGUAUUCAAUUGUGUCAGGCAACGAUCUCCGUCAGUUCGCCAUCGGGUCCACUACGGGUAUCAUCACCGUUAUCCGAAGGUUGGAUAGAGAAGUCCUCACCAGAUAUCAAUUGAUGGUCAAAGCAGAGGACCCUGGGAAAUUAGCCAGUACAGCAACUGUUAAUAUCAAAGUCACCGACAUAAACGAUAACAAUCCAAAGUUUGAUGAAGAAUCUUAUGAAUUCCGCGUUAAAGAAGGAGAAUCUGGAGAAUCGGUUGGUUACGUCCACGCUGCAGACAUCGAUGAGGGUGUUAACGCUAUUGUCAGCUAUUCUUUACCGACACAUUUGCCUUUUAGCAUAGACAACGCUACGGGAUUGAUAAGCACUAACACUAAGCUAGAUUACGAACAAACUAAGUUGUACGAGUUUGUAGUAACAGCAACAGACGGAGCUAUAGAUAAGCGUUUGGGAACUGCGUCGGUCACCGUGCAAGUACAAGACGUGCCCGAUGAAGUACCGAUAUUCAAGGAAUCUCUAUAUUCCGUACAUGUACCUGAAAAUGUACCCAAUUACCCUGUUGUUAAAGUCCAGGCUGACGAUCCAGAUACCAUGCCUGAGAUAACUUACACUAUCAUGAUGGGCGAUACAGAGUCGUUCUCGAUAGAUCGUAAAACUGGCCUGAUUAGGACUCUGAAACCUUUGGACAGAGAGACGAUGGCUCGUCACGAAAUCAUAGUGGGCACUGAAGAAAAUAACAGCGAUUCGCCGCAAUCCACUACUAUGGUCGAGGUCUUGGUUGAUGACAAGAACGAUAACGCACCUAUAUUCACGUCGGUAGUCCGGCCAAUCACGAUUGAGGAUUCCUCGUCCAUAGGCAGCUUAGUUCAGACGGUAAUAGCCGUCGACGCGGAUUCUACAUCGCCUAACAAUAGAAUACGCUACAAACUAGUAGGACGUGGAAAGGCGUCCAAAUACUUCCAUGUGGAACCUGAUACUGGAGCCGUUAGAGUCAGAGAUGAUUUGAGGAAGGAGACCGAUAGCGAAUACACGGUUGAUGUCCAAGCUUAUGAUCAGGGUGAACCGGUGAUGUCAGCCGUGACUAGUCUCACCAUCUACGUCAGCCAUUCUGCUACUGUGCCACCCGAUGUGGGUCUUGGAUUUGCAGACACUGUAUACACGGAACAUGUAGCAGAGAACUCUCCUAACGGGACAUUGGUCCGUGUGUUACCACUGCUGAAUAAGAGAGAACAUUCACCAGAUAUACCACUCAAGUGUCUACUCACUGAAUCCUCACAAAAAGGUGUAUUCUACGUUAGAUUGACAGAAGAAAGAGAUUGCGCGAUAUACCUGAACACAAGUUCAUUAGAUUACGAAGCCAUAAGCGAGUACUCAUUGGAAGUACAACUUGAAUCGAUAAAAGGGCUGAUAAAUCCUGACAGCAGUAGAGCGCUUAUAAAAGUUCACGUUACGGAUGUCAAUGAUAAUGCACCAGUAUUCACGUUCAGAGAGCAGUCCAGCAUAGCAGGAGCUAUGGGGAAGUACUUCGCUAUCGUUACUAGGGAUAUGUUCUUAGAUACCAACGUAUUGCAAGUUAAGGCAAAAGACAAAGACAGUGGUUCUUACGGUAAAAUAGAAUACCAGAAGCACUCUUGGCCGAAAGUAGUGGAAGAGUACUUCAGCCUCGACGGCGACACGGGAAUAAUUAGGAACAUCAAAACAUUCGAUCAUCUAUCACAGGAAUUGUUACCGUUCAAGUUCUCUGUGACAGCGAGAGACAAUCCUAAUUCACCUCAGGACUAUAAUUUGGCGAGAGCAUCUGUUGUGAUCAAUCUUCUUCAAAAAGAGAAUCAGUUAGUUUUAGAGGUAUCGAAUAUAAACAAUGACGUCAUGAGCCGUCGAGCUCGCAGCGUUCUCACUGCUAUAGAGAAAGAAAGCGGUUUAGUUGCCGGGUUAGAAAAACUCACAGAUAGACAUUAUCUGGGCGUUAAUAACACAUUGGAAAGUGAUAGCAAAGGCACUGAUAUAUGGUUGUAUUUGAUAGAUCCUACCACUGGAAAGAUACUGACAAGGGACUCGAAAUCUGUUCAAGCGGCGAUCGAUGAAGGAAAAGUGGACAAAGCGGUAGCAUCGAGCUUGCAAUCGCCUGUGAGAAAAGUUCGUCCACCUUUGAUAGCACCGGAACAAACAAAGCGGCCGACGCAGGUGGCCACUGCACCGCUAGCUACAGCGCUACCCGCUGCUCUGAUAGCGCUCGCAGCGCUAGUUUUGGUGGCCGCUACAGCUGCCACUAUAUACAUAUGCGCUUCAUGGAACAGGUAUAAGAAACAUAAAGAGCAAGCGAUCCAACAGUACGGCACGCUCAGUAUGAGUAUGCCGCCGCCGCGGCCACCCUCCGGUUACGAAUCAAGCGAAGACGAGCCCGCACCGAGAUACGAAACGCAGGUGCUAAAUAUGGCAGUUGAUGAUGCAGAUUUGCAGUUAGAUUUUAGUCCAAAUAACCAUGCUUUCAACAUUCAUAGUGUGCAGUAUUUAUCCAAAGAUAAUGGAGAACGCAGUCCAACACUUUCUGAAACAGCAACUACCGCUCGAGCGUCAAGUGUUAACGAAAACAGUGGAACACUAAACAACAGCACAUUCGAAAAUGUCGCUAACAACUCAACCAUUGCGCGGAACACGCAAACACUAAAUAGACGUGUACCUAACAACCACGCAUUGAACAAUUCUCUAGGCACGUUACCGAGAGUCAAUAAUAACAACACGGGUAGUGGUCUUCUAGCAGCAACUCUAGGAAGAAAAAUCAGUAGUGGUAAUAAUCAUAAGAAGAAAGCGACCCAACCCAUUAUGGCUUACGACGAUAUUCCUGGCUUACAACGAGCCUCCGAUAAUGACAACGUCACAUUUGGUAAAAGAAACUUCAUUGGAUACGCUUACGACCAAUCACCCGUAGAAACAACCACAGAACUAUAG